AUGGAGGUGAAGAACGCGACAUCGUUCGACUGGUACCACUCCUUGCCUACGAGUGAUCUGAACGCGCACUUCAAGAAGUGUAACCAAACGCUGGACGAACUGCCCGGUACCGACCUCACGCACGCCCAGCAGCAGGCCCUCCUCCACCAGUAUCAGGACCAGCUCAAGCGAAAAAGUGCUCUGAUCGCCAAGUACCAAAACCUGCCAGUGCUGCAACAGCGAUACACAGACGACGCCGAGGACAACGGCAUGCACGAAUAG
This is a messenger RNA of Acanthamoeba castellanii str. Neff, 261 nucleotides long. RefSeq lists its product as uncharacterized. Gene Ontology annotation, molecular function: transcription coregulator activity. Gene Ontology annotation, biological process: regulation of transcription by RNA polymerase II. The coding region runs from base 1 to 261 and encodes 86 amino acids. The transcript is spliced from 3 exons. The record is from RefSeq and is a predicted model, not a curated record. Lineage: Eukaryota; Discosea; Longamoebia; Acanthamoebidae. Gene Ontology annotation, cellular component: mediator complex.